Ilyonectria robusta is the source of this 1830-nucleotide messenger RNA. Its product is annotated as ascorbate oxidase. Lineage: Eukaryota; Fungi; Ascomycota; Sordariomycetes; Hypocreales; Nectriaceae. The record is from RefSeq and is a predicted model, not a curated record. Gene Ontology annotation, molecular function: oxidoreductase activity; copper ion binding. The transcript has 3 exons. The coding region runs from base 1 to 1806 and encodes 601 amino acids.
AUGCCCGCCCUCAUUUUCUACGCUCUCUUGUUCCAAUGGCUGAUCCUCCCAGUGGCUCCAAAGCUCGUCAAACACGACAGCAGUGUACACCUGGAUCAUAUUCUACGCGUCACUACACAAAACAUCGCGGUAGCCUGCCAGACGCGGCUAUCAACCGUCGUAAACGGCACGUCUCCUGGACCAGAGCUCCGCAUCAAGCCUGGCGAAACAACAUGGAUUAGAGUAUACAAUGACAUGGAAAGCCAGAAUCUUACCAUGCAUUGGCAUGGCCUAGCUCAGCGGACGGCUGUCUUCUCCGACGGCAGCCCACAAGGCUCUCAAUGGGCAAUACCCCCAGGCCACUUCUUCGACUACGAGCUGCGUCCAGAGCUGGGUGACUCGGGCACUUAUUUCUACCACUCCCAUGUCGGCGUGCAGGCCAUCACUGCCAGCGGGCCGCUCAUCGUCGAGGACUGCGGAAAGCCGCCUUACCACUACGACGAGGAACGCAUACUACAGUGGAAUGACUUCUUCAACCAGACAGACGAACAACUUGAGGCGGGCUUGGAAGCAGUGCCAUUUGUAUGGACGGGUGAAACGCAAGGCGUCUUGCUUAACGGGCAGGGUAUCAGUAUAGGGCACAACCCGACGGGAGUUGCGUCCUGCACACUGCCCGUCAUCGACGUCUCUCCCGGCAAAACAUACCGCUUUCGCUUCAUAGGAUCGACUGGCUUAUCUUUGCUGAGUAUGGGGUUCGAGGGGCACGACCAUCUCUCAAUUAUCCAAGUCGACGGCGGCGAGUGGACGAAACCAGCACCCGUUGAUCGGAUUCAGCUGGCAUCUGGGCAACGGUUUGACGCGCUAUUCGUGGCCAAAACAAAAAAGCAACUAAAGGCAGAGAAGAGGAAGACAUAUUUUCUCCAGUUUGAGACUCGUGACAGACCGACUGUCUAUCGUGGCUACGCAGUGCUCCGUUACUCAGAUUCAGCUCCGUUGCCUGAAUAUCCUGUUCAGGCGCCACUCAGCCUCCCAAACACCACAUACGACUGGCUGGAGUAUCAAUUGCAUCCCCUCUAUCCGAAGCCUGUCAGCGUUCCCACUCUCGCCGAGGUCACUCGCCGUGUGAUAAUGGACGCGGUUCAGAUGACGGACCCAAACAGCAAUCAGUUGGUAUGGCGCCUAGCAGGUUUGUCCUGGACGGAUAAAAUACUCCAAAAGCCCUUGCUGGUUGAUAUUUACCAGAACGGCGAGGCCGCCAUGCCGGACUAUGAUGCCGCGCUGAGAAACAACGGAUGGGAUCCCAAGACAAAGGCGUUUCCGGCCAAGGUGGGGGAAGUGCUCGAGAUCGUGUUCCAGAAUAGGGGAUCGCUAUCCAGCCCCGGUAAACUGGAUGCGCACCCUUUCCAUGCCCACGGACAGCACUUCUACGACAUCGGCAGCGGGAAUGGCACCUACGAUGCCGAGGCAAACGAGAAGAAGCUCGCCGGCAUGGGUUACAGAGUUGUCCAAAGAGACACCACAAUGCUAUACCGAUAUGAGCUGGCCACAGCCGCUGGAGCUGGAGCUCCCGCUGGCUGGCGGGCGUGGCGGAUACGGGUGAAGCAGCCGGGCGUAUGGAUGAUCCAUUGCCAUACGUUGCAGCACAUGGUCAUGGGGAUGCAAUCUGCCUGGGUUAUUGGUACUGCGCCGGAAAUCCUCGAGAUGCCUCUUGAUGAAAGCCAAGGGUAUCUUGUUUACGGAGGCGACGCCUAUGGUAAUGCCACAUACGAUCCGACUUGCCGGCACCAGUUUGGAAAUGAGAAGACAUGUAAGGACCACUGGCCAUGAAGGACAAUGACAGGCACGAAUAGC